Messenger RNA from Mycena citricolor, 1767 nucleotides. The record is from the annotation of a GenBank genome assembly. Lineage: Eukaryota; Fungi; Basidiomycota; Agaricomycetes; Agaricales; Mycenaceae.
AUGGAGAUGCCUGCUCUUGGUCGAACGCGCAUCAAGAACAGGGAUACUCACCCUGCUGUCAAAGCUGGCCUUGUUCGAGGUCCUUCUGAUCCACCAUUUCGCCGCUCUUCAGAAGAAGUCAAAAAGGCACGCAAGGCAGAGGCUGCAUCCAGGGCACGGGAAGAACGUCAGCAGAAUCGAGCCGCAAAAGAGUUAGCUGCAAUGGAAGACUUGAAUCGCCAAAACGAUGUUGAGCACGCAGCUACGGCUAACCAUCCCCCUGCAAACUCAUGGAAGCCUACACUUAAUCCCGAGCCGUCAGAGUCGUCAGACUCUGACGAUUCUGACAAGUUUGAGCCUCUGCACGAUGACACUGAGUCCGAAUCCAACAGCACAGACUCAGAGGCCGAGGACAGCGACGAAGAAAAUGGCAAGAAGAACCGCAAGAACAAAAAGAAGAAGAAACUCACACGCGCCGACAUCACUGCCUCUCGUACAACAAAGGAUUCGACAGGCACGCCAAUUAUCGAUCGCUCGACCAAGCGCAAAGCGGCAGAUAACCAGAGGAAAUCGAGCAAGAAGGCCAAAAAGGACAACAAGAAGAGCGGUCUUGAUCAUGACGUGUCCAAGUCCAAGAAGAUUAAGACCCCAGCUGUAGAGGACGAAUCGAUGUUCCAGUUGGGCGGGCCAGCCCUCGACGACGAUGAGCAAGAGCGGGUGGAGAGACCAAGCAAGAAGAAGGGACUUCCGAAUGAGGCUCCUGUCCUCAUCAAGACCGUGGUUUCGAAGCCAGAGACAAAGAAGGCUGUUCGCGGUGGUACCGCCAAGUGGACCCUCCGAAAUCUCCCAGAGGGCACUGAUGAAGAAUUCACUAACGAAGUCGUCCCUCUGGCACGCGAGAAGGCUGGCACGCUUCCACCAUGGGAAGGUCUCACCGAGAAACAGCUGCAGGAGAUCGUUGACAAGGUGUAUGGCAAGGGCCAGUACACAGUUGCGAAGAAUGGUCCAUGGGCUGGUUUGAUUGCGUACCGCUUGAAUGACUGGCGCACUGGCUUCGGAACUCAAGCACGGCGUGGAGUGGACAUGUAUUUCAACAACAACAAGAGUGGUGCAGACUCUGACGACGACUCGGAGAUGCAAGUCGACGAUACUGACGCGCCAGCACCUGCGGACACUGAAGGUCUCGACGCUUCCCUUGCAGGCACCGCUGCGGCUGCACCCAAAUUCAAUCUCAAGACACCAAGCGGAAUCGCGGAAUUUGUGUCCUGGGUGCUCAAACGUCACGAAAGUGGCACCAUGGCAUUUCAGUGGAAGCAGUGGGGUGGAGGGGUAGAAAAGAAGUCGGAUCUGAUCCUUCACGCAUUUGCAUACCAUCUCACAUGCUUGGAUACCAUCCCCGGGGCCUACCAACGACUCGAUGAGCCCCCAAUUGGCGCUCUUAUCAUGUCAAUGCAGGCGGUUCAUCGUGCAUUGCAAUUCUGGAAGACAGGCACAUGUGAUUUGCUGCAGCCCAUGCCCCGCGCCGCGUACUUCUCAGCUGACAACUGGGCUGAUUACUCGCCACCCGCUGAGAAUGGCAAGAAACGCAAACUGGUUCGCCGAGCAACAGAAUUCAUGGCGGCUCUACAGAAGUGGGAUGAGACAAAGUGGGAUGAGUACAAGGCAGCCGCAGCGCAGUGGGUGGAGGCUCCAAGCCGGAAGCGUGCAUCUUCUAGCCGCGGCGCUUCCGAGGCCAGUGGUGAUGACAAUGUUUCGGAUAGCGAGUACAUAAUGGUGGUAUCUGACUAG